Molecule: messenger RNA, 1857 nt
Organism: Gloeophyllum trabeum ATCC 11539
Lineage: Eukaryota; Fungi; Basidiomycota; Agaricomycetes; Gloeophyllales; Gloeophyllaceae
Exons: 4
Coding region: 28-1635 (535 amino acids)
Source: RefSeq, a predicted model, not a curated record
GGGAUAGGCGUCCGGCUUUCUUUCUACAUGCAGGCGGUCCUACUAGCCGUCCUAUCCGCUCGUACACCCUCCGCAGAGGAGAUCACCCAGAAUUUGGGCACCCUGAUCGUCACCAACAUGGCCUAUGCUGUGACCACUCUUGUACUUGGUUUUACGAAUCAGCAGAACCAGCUUAAUUUAUACGACGCCCUUGUAGUCUUAUAUCUAUUAAGUCCGUCGUGGGCUGCCAUAUUCUUCACCAUGCCACAAUACAACCGCCAUAAGAAAUCGGAGCCCAUCGUCAAGGUCCUUGCGAUCGUUCAGUCCUACCUUCUAUUCGCCUGCGCCUUUGCAAUCCUCGGCAAUGCGUCCACGUUCGGCUCGUCCCCCGAAUGCAAUUCUCAUCUGGUGUUUGUGAUAUUUCGACCUUUUCACGUCCUUAAUGCUGGGAGAAACGCGUUCCUGGUGCUGCUGAGCAUCGUCGCGUUGAUAUACACGGUGCUGCUAUACUGCGACUACCAGACGCUUAUAUGGCGGUUCUUCAAGGAAAAAGAGUACAUCGCUAUUCUUGAGAAGGGACGAACGACGACCAGGAAGCUAUUGGAGAAGUUGCGUUUAAUGAAACCUUCGCCCGACCUACAGAACGGGGACGCUGAGAAAGGAAAGCAAGACUCGACCAAUCCCCCUCUAAGCCGACAGACCUCCCACCAUCCAAAGCAUCCAAACAACCAAGGGAUUCCCAGCGGCACAGGUCGGAGGCACUCCGGAAAGAACAUGUUCCGUACUUCUCGCCGCGGCUCGUCGAAACCGACAAAUGCGUCAACCUCUUUGAACGAGUCGGCGGGGGAUAGCCAACUAUUUCCCGAUAACCCAAAUAUUGCGCAACCACAUACGGAAGGCGUGAGAGGCGGCGGUACGACUUGUCGCACACAGCACCCAAAUGCUGCGCCAUCCGGGCGCCCUCUCGCCGUCUCGUUCUCCGAGGCAUCGUCUGAUGGUGAUCUUCCACCCACCUCACUCGCGUCACGCGAGAACGAGGAUCCAUUGGCGGGUCUUCCAUUUGCGGGAUUGCCAUCAUUUGCUUUUGAUACAAGCUAUAGAGCGAACAUAAACGGACGCCUCAUCGUCAACCUCCUACUGAUCUUGGCUACCUCGGCACUCGCCAUACUGAACACGGAGCUCCUGCGUGCAUGGAACCAUCCCCAGUCUGACAGCGGCUCUUCCGAAGGGUCGUGGGGUUUCGGUCAGAUUCUCCCUCUUUUCCUCACGGUACUCCCUGCAUGGAACGCCUGCAAGGCUUUCAAGAAACAUGGAUUAGGCGAGAAGAGGAAAGAUAGCCGAAAAGUUCGAGUGAAGGCCUCCAGUUCCAAGAAAGGGUCAGCUCGUCGUCCUGCCUCUCCCAGACGGCGUCCCGAUCCAGUCUCAAAUGGCGAUGCAGGUGCAAACGCUAGUCCUUUCUCGAUCCCCUUCCCAUUUGGGCCUUCCCCGUUCUCCGCAACUAGCAACUAUCCGAACACCAAUAGGGAGGGAACAGCUACUCAAUAUGCGUCUGGCGCCAAAAUUGAGCAGGUAGAGGAUGAGAGCUCUCACAGGGAGACGAGCAGUGAUGAGGAAGAAGUGCCGAAGCCGGGGCAAUCUGGUGUGCAUUCGCUAUGAACGGUUGACAAGAAACAAUCUUUGAGUUCAAUUCGAUACACUUCCAGCAGGAUUUCCGUGAACAUGUAGGACGGGAGCUGUAUAUAAUAUGUAAAUUCUGCAGAGCUAGAAUAAUAGGGAUGAUCAUGUCGUGCUGAUUACAAUGUCAUGAUGAUCUUGUAUUACAAGUAUCCAGAGACAUGUACCUACGCCCAUAUAUAUCAUCAUGAAGAGUCGCUGCUA